AAGGGAAUGAAAGAUUUUCCAUUUUGGCCAAAAAAAUAAAAAUAAAUCACGGGGACUUGUAUCUUUUUCCUAAAAUAUUUUUAAGGUCUAACAAUGAGGGUUGAAAAUAGUUAGUACUACAAAUCUAGUGACCAUAUUAUAUCAACAUAAAUCAUCUUCUUCUUUUUUCUUGUGUAAAGAAAACUGAUUAUGGCUUUGGAGUUUUAAAAGGUGUGAUCUAAGGAAGCAGAGUUACACAAAAUUCUGGAGCUGAUCUACUGAGUAGCAAAGCUUUUUAAAGAGCACAAAACUCUCAGAUCCAACAGAAGUGGAUUUGCAUUUUGUAGUUUAUCUGCAUACAUUCAAGAGACAACAAAAUGGUAUGAAAGUUGUGCUAGUAUGGAGAUGUAAGAGAAGGAGUGCAAAUUUCUAAGAAUGAGUAACAAGGAGGAUGAGCAGUAUGAUGUUGGAGAAGUCAAAAAGAGUGGUGACCUAGGUGGUGGGAUUGGGAAAUUAUAUGGUUGGCCUACAUCAAGAAUUGUUAGAGUUUCUCGUGCAUCUGGAGGAAAAGAUAGGCAUAGCAAAGUAUUGACUUCAAAGGGGUUAAGAGACAGACGUGUUCGUCUUUCUGUCAAUACUGCUAUACAGUUCUAUGAUUUGCAAGACCGUCUUGGCUGUGAUCAGCCCAGCAAGGUUGUAGAGUGGUUGUUAAAAGCAGCCGCUCCUUCAAUCGCUGAGCUUCCACCUCUUGAGGCUCUUCAAGAUACACUGCAGCUCAGCGAUGAGAAAAGGUCAAGUGAGCAGGGUUUUGAUUCAGCUGAUAUUGAAAUGGAUGAUGAUCUUAAUUAUAAUAAUCAGCAACAACCAAGUUGUAGCAAUUCUGAGACUAGCAAAGGUUCUGGAUUGUCACUUUCUAGAUCUGAUAGUCGAGUCAAGGCACGGGAGCGAGCAAGGGAAAGGGCUACAGAGAAAGUUGCUAAUCAUCACCGAAAUAUGCACCCUAACUCAUCUUUUACGGAGCUAUUGACUGGUGGUAUGAGCGAUAACAAAAACAACAAGACUAGUGUUAAUGAUGACCAAAACACACCGAGACAAUGGUCUACAAAUCCCUUGGAGUAUUUUACUGACGGCCAAAUUUAUUUGGGAAAUCCAUUAAGACCAGUGUCUUCACCAAUUUUUAGCAUUACAGGUGAGAUGCAGCAUUUCCCAUUCGGCGGCGACCUAGUUCCAGUUGUGACAAGUAGUAAUAACGAGUACAAUUUGAACUUCAGCAUUUCUUCUUCAUCAUCAUCUGGUUUCAAUAGGGGGACCCUUCAGUCCAAUUCUUCCUCUACUUUGCCUCAUUAUCAGAGGUACGGAUCAUAUCUUGGUUCCACAACUGGAUAUGACAACCAGCAUUCAGAUCAGAAAGGAAAAGAAAAGAAGUAACUUCAAGUUCCAUCUGGUAAUUCAAAAUGGAAGCAGCCUCUAAGUCCCAAAGGAAGCACCCAUAUAUGCUCUUCUCUGCUACAGGCUUAUCAUAUUAUACUAGGAAGCUCCAUAGUUGAAAGUUGAAUUACAAAAAUAUCCCUAAUCAUAUUUAAAAUAACCACUUUGUCCUGAUCAUUUAACUAAUGUUUCAAACUUUUCCUAUUACAGCAUUUGUAUCUUUUGUCUUUUAAACUUCAAUCAGUUAUAUAAUCUAUACUCUUUUCAUAUUCUUUGCA
Molecule: messenger RNA, 1685 nt
Organism: Solanum pennellii
Lineage: Eukaryota; Viridiplantae; Streptophyta; Magnoliopsida; Solanales; Solanaceae
Product: transcription factor TCP2
Exons: 4
Coding region: 415-1407 (330 amino acids)
Biological process (GO): regulation of secondary shoot formation
Cellular component (GO): nucleus
Molecular function (GO): DNA-binding transcription factor activity; sequence-specific DNA binding
Source: RefSeq, a predicted model, not a curated record